Gloeophyllum trabeum ATCC 11539 is the source of this 5623-nucleotide messenger RNA. RefSeq lists its product as uncharacterized. The coding region runs from base 170 to 5479 and encodes 1769 amino acids. Gene Ontology annotation, molecular function: guanyl-nucleotide exchange factor activity. Gene Ontology annotation, cellular component: cytoplasm. The record is from RefSeq and is a predicted model, not a curated record. The transcript has 12 exons. Gene Ontology annotation, biological process: small GTPase-mediated signal transduction; regulation of GTPase activity. Lineage: Eukaryota; Fungi; Basidiomycota; Agaricomycetes; Gloeophyllales; Gloeophyllaceae.
GCGGGGCGCAUUCCCCUUCCACUUCGGCCCGGGUGCCUCUAGCAAGGUCAACCUGGCUUCGCAGCCAUCCUCCAGCCACAACCAGAAGGACCCAUCCUCCCCACUCCUUGCUCCUCCCGCCAUCAUCGAGCCUGAGCAGGAAGCGGAGAGCAGCGACCGGUCUAAACGGAUGUCGCAGAUCAUCCAUCACUCGGGCUUUGUGAACUACCACGCCGACUUUUCCUUGGCAGAUUGCCACAACGGUAGCCUCAACCUCAGCAAGGGAUGGAAGCCCUACAAACUCGUGCUGAAGGGGACUAAGCUGUACUUCUACAAACCACCCAGUGACAAGAUUGCGGCGGUGAAGGAGCUGUUCCCGACAUCCCUUGUGCCUGCGCUUGAAGAGGCUCUUGAUCAGGAAGAGCUGGAGGCGCCAGUUGUCAAGGAAAAGGAGGAGGUUAGGGAUACGAGGAAGAAAAGGGCUUUCUGGGGCCGAAGGACUCACCCCGAGCUCGUGUUCGAGGGCAAAGUUGUUACGAGUGGCACAAUGGAGGCCCUCGUGCAUGAAGCUGUUUUUGGCACGACCCACGCGGACACCACGACGACACGGAACAACGCAUCUUGGCACAGUUUCGCUUCCUCCGUAUUGCUAUGUCUCCCGGCCCUCGCUGGACGAAGCAAAGUAGAGACCGAAUUAAUCCGCUGCUGCAGCUAUCUCGUCAGCGGGGCUCCUGACGACACGAAGGACGCACUCCGUGCCAGGGUGGCCUGGAUUGCCGGCGAGUACCUGCGGUAUCAUGGAACACCAGUCAAUCGGGAGAAUUGGGAGGAAUAUAGAAAAGAUACAAUCCCGGAUUUUCCAGCUGAUGCGGCGUUCGUCGGGGAAGUCACAUCUCUCCCCUCGUCUUCGUCUCUCCAAGGGCUUUAUGUGCCGUCGCCUCGUCCAGAGGAUGCUCAAUGGGGCACGUUCUCCCCCAGCUUAGGCGUAUUCUCUCCUAGACUUGGUCAGACUGAUAAGAUGGUCUCCCUUCUGGAUGCCCUGAAUUUGCGCGAGCCAGCUUCGAUGACCGGUCCCUCUAAUUCUCACAGCGAGCGGGAGAAUACGCCAGGCCCCUCUGCGACCGGCCCUGUUUGGGCUGCACUUGAGCGCGAGGGGCUUACGAGAGAAAACCUGCUUAGGCUCGACCCGCAUUUGGUCGCCCUCAGUUUAUCGGUCUACCAUAGGCGGGCUUUGGAGCUUGCACCGGUCAACCUGACGUUCGCGCAAUGUGUCCACAACAACGACGACCUCAAUCCAGAGAAGGCGGCGUCCGAGGCAAAUACAUCAUCAUUCCACGCCUUCUUUGGGAGCGACGAUAAUCUCCACUGGCUCACUAAGCUGAUUCUUAAUCAGAUUCUCGGCGCUGACCGCUCGUCGCGCGUGUACCCUGCCCCCGCGCCUACCCUCUCUGGUGGUCGAUCAUCGGAAGACAGGGCGGGACAGACAUCUCGUACUCAUUCUCGAUCAGAGGUGAUUUCUACGUGGGCCAAGAUCGCAGAAGUGUGCCGCAUGUCGGGAGAUGAAUCUUCCUGGCAGGCUAUCAAGGCGGCGCUGUGCUCGCGCCCAGUAGCGCGCCUGGAGAAGGCGUGGAAGAGGGUAGAUGCCCAGGCUCAAGCCGCUGUGGAGUCAUGGGUUUACCCCGAUAGCGAUGGGAACGUCGCUACCGUCAAAGAACCCAAGACGACUCCCUGGGGUGGUGAUGCGAGGGAAAAGAUCAAGGCGUCCCUCUCCAAGGCUUCCAUACCCGACAGGGAAGACGAGUGGCUGAUCGCCCCCUUGCAGAGAGUAAGGGGCGACUUCGAGGACCUUCGCAAUACGUUCUCGCUUUGUUUCAGAAGAUCCGAGUUGACGGAUACGUCAGACGUGGACGCAAAGAAAUUGGUCGAAAUGUGGCAGGAAUACGUUCUGGAUGGAUCCACUGCUGCGAAAUUCAGCCGUGUAGACCAGUUCAUGUCGUUGUCACUAGCUGCUGAACCUCGGCGAAAAGGCUUGUUUGAGCCGCACUUCUGGACAAAGACACCGCCUUCUGCAAUGCCAACGUCACACCCCCUCGUCCCGCUUUUGCUUGUCGAACCACUCCCGACAGUCACAUUCAUUGACAGGUCGCAGUUACUUCGAAAUCGAGUCGAUAGUGGUCCUACUAGUCUCGUGAUUGAGGACAAUCAGUUUGCUAUGUUAAUGCGUUCGGAUCAUCGACUGGGACGCCGAGAUUCCGACCGCAUUGCUAACAAAGGACUAAACAAUGUGAGCGGACGCGACCUGGGUGGUACUGUCAUUCCUGUCUUCGAUGGCGAACUGCUGCUAGUUGUUCAACCGUGGAAUCCCGACUCAAGGGCGCCGUCGAGGUCGUCAUCUCGAGCACGUUCACGCCCGCCUAGUUCCGCUGACCCUGGCUCUCCGGAGAAACCGGUUAGCCGUGCACCCUCCAUUCGAGUGAAACCUGGUGCAUCGCAAGGGUUGGAUCGCAAGCCUAGCGUAGCACGCCGUAGUUCUCUCCCGGCCAUCUCACAGCGGCCCAAUCAUGUAGUCACUGAGCCGUCAUCCGAGCGGCCUCUACGGGUAGUCGUGAAAGCUGGUACCCUAGAUCGGCUGGUUGAUGUGCUUGUACAUGGUCUGCUGGGGGUAUCUGUAUCGGUCGCAGAUGACAAUGGUGAGAUGCCUCUCAAUCAGCGUCGGACGCGAGAGCUCCGCGUGGAUCGCGCGGAAUUCGUGGACGUCUGGUGGAACGCUUUCCGCAGCUUUAUGACCCCAUUAGUAUUUUUCGAACUCCUCUGCAAGCGAUACAAUGCUGCUCACCCGAAACCUGAGUAUGAAUCUACACACUGUAUCCGCACAGUUGAGACGAGAAUCGCAGUACUCGAUACCCUGAGAGAAUGGCUCGAAAUAGGCGGAGGAGCCCAGGACUGCUUAGAUGAUCCCCAACUUUUCGCAGCGGCGCAGGCCUUCCUGGAUCGCAAUGACCUGUGUCCUUCGGAUUCAUCGAUGGAAGACCAGGGUGCACGGCAAAUUUUGGAGAUUCUAAGUACUGACUUGAGGAGCCUCCGUCAGUCCUUCUACGCUCAGACCCAGAAACCCAAGGCCAGGACAGUGGUCUCGGGAGAGAUCAGCACCAAACAAAGUAGAUAUGACUAUGGUAGGGAAGCACCUGAUGUGGACAGCAUAAGCCCCGAGGAGUUAGUCGGCAACCUCGAUGCAAUGGCGACAGCUGUGUGCAGCAACGUCACGGAGGAGGAUUUGUUUGUAACGGCCGACUUGUUUGAAGUCCAGAUGGCGGAUCGAGUAGCCUGGUUCUUGCCGCCACAAUUCACUCAAUCGAGUGAAGAAGUCGACAUUCAUACGAUUUAUUCGCACGUUCUCAAUUGCGAACCGUCACCCCUCAUCGCAGAGCUGACGCACGACACGAUCUAUCGGCUUCUACCUCCCAGUAUCAGAAGUUGCAUCCGUGCUUUCACGAUACUGCAUAAAUGGCUUGUAUCGAAACUUGUGGCGCCUAAAGUUGGGUCCCGUGUCCGACAAGCGCGCAUGAAUCUAUAUCUGCAAGCACUCGAGCUAUGCAGGUUAAGAAACUCAGAUGCUACAUCGAGCCGAAACCCCGCUGACUGUCCUUGCGUCCGAUCCUUCGUCGAAAGUACCGUCGUAUCGGCAAUCCUUAGCGUGGAGAGCCGCCUGCAUCACAGUUCUUGGUAUAAUGUUGCCGCAGCUAGGGGCACGGGCUGCGAAUCAAUCUCCGCUCUCCUUAGCAAGCCCCAGGUGCGAUCGGUGGAAAAUAAGGAAAGUCUUACUGUGGAUAUGGGUUGGGUCUUGGAACGUAUGCUGGAAGUCAUGAGCGUCUCUGACACGUUGAGCUCUGCCGACAAUGAAAGCCAGACCUUAGUGAAUUACGAGAAAAGACGGUAUUUACGCUCCAUCAUAGUCAACACUGUCUCGGAGUCUGGGCCACGUCGUAACCGAAAGCGCCGAGAGGUUGACCGACGUGAUUUCGACCGCUUAAACAAUAUAGAAAAGGAGGUUAACCAUGUUGACUUUGACUAUCGAGCGAUCAAGGAAGAGGCGUACCGAGAGUCUAUGCAAGCGAACAAUGGCUUGGCUGGUCCUAGGAAGGGUCAUAGACCGUUCCACAAACACGUUGUGGCGCAGCAGGAAAAGAACAAGAGGGACAAGUAUCUACGAGACCGACUCAGCCGGGAAAAGAAGCUAGAGCAGCAGCGGAUGGAUCGUCGUGAGGAUUACCUCAACAAAGCUAUGCAUGUUCGAAGGCCUGUUGCGACAGGACAGAAGCAACAUAGAAAUAAGAAAAGCAUGUCCACUGCUUUCUUCCAGUUUAUGAGGCCCAUAUCCAGUGCAUUCUUGUCGGAAACUCCCGCGGGCGUAGGCGUGAAGCGGACUGCAGAAGAGCUAGACUUCAUUCCGGGCAACAAACCCUCGUUUACGCUCAGUGCUGCCGAUGCUGGAGUGGCACCGUUUAUCAACAACGAGCGCUCGUAUCUGUUCCGGCUCGACACCGAAGACGGCGGUCAUUACCUUCUUCAAGCAAUAAACAAACAAGCCCUGAAGAAGUGGAUUGACACCAUUGGCAGAGUGUCUAAGACUGCAGCCCAGAGGCGACUUACAUACCUAGGGCCGCCUCAAUCCGAGCUCUCGGACCAUAUGGCCUCUGGUUCGACUUUGCAUUCCAGAGACCCCAGAGCUGUCUUCGGCGUCGAUCUUGAAGUGUUGGUGCACAGAGAUAAGUCGAAUGAUGAUAAAAAGCCAGUUGCCGUUCCAGUCUUCCUCGAACGGUGCCUCUCGGAGAUCGAGAAUCGUGGCCUCACGGAAUCAGGGAUAUAUCGAGUAGCAGGUGCCAGCUCCGAUAUUCAGAUGCUUAAGAGCGCGAUCAACCAAGGCGAAUGGCCCGUUACGCCGUUAACUGAUAUUUAUGCUGUCUGUGAUCUGGUCAAACACUGGCUUCGUGAUCUUCCCAGACCUAUAUUGCCUUCGUCUUCCUAUCUUGAAAUUCUUGCUGCUGCGAAACUCGACGAUCUCGAUUCGAAGCUAGUCCGGCUUAGGGACAUCGUGCAAGCCCUUCCUUCUGCCAAUUUUGAAGUACUGAAGCGCGUAGCUGAACAUCUGGACAGAGUCACUGACUAUGAAGAUCAAAACCACAUGACGGCCAAGAACUUGGCCAUCGUCUUCAGCCCUAGUCUCCUACGCGCUCCGGAUGGCAAUUUCAUGGCUUUCAUGAGUAAUCUAGGACACCUUCAUGAGUUCGUGAAGGUCCUUAUAGGCCAUUUCCAUGUGAUCUUCGAUGAGGAUCAGGAGGUCGAGCUAGAUCCGGACGAUGACGAAUUUGACGAACCCAUCUUAGAAGAAGACGAGGAAGACCUGGCUCCUUCUCCGUCCCCUUCCCCCUCCCCCGAGCCCGAUACCGGUUCCGGUGAUUCCCCAGAUGUACAUGAUACCCCGCUGCAAGGACUUUCAUAGCCGCUGUACUACAUCCAGCACGCAUUCCUUCCCUUGCGUUAUUGAUAUCUCAUGGGCCACGGACUGUUUACCCCCUUGCAAGUUACCCCAGGCUUGAAUCGUAUAUCACUCAUAGACGGACUCCUGUCUUAUAAUCUGCAUCGC